AUGCAAGACACCUCGUCGGGAGUUGUUUGGGAAUACAGGACACCUCUUGUAGAACACCUCUUCGGGGGUCUUCGUUUACCUUUUCGCAAGGAGAAGAAAACUGUGGGCGUUACACCAGUGGCCGAUGAAGUUACUGGUACAGUGAAGGAUCAACUGCUACAGGUUGGUUUUGGUGAUAUUGUUCCAAUUAAGCGAGAAUAUUUUUUAAUCGACUUAUUUUACAUCAUCGUUGGACUUGCAAUCACGACAAUGUGUAUCGACCUUGUUGGCAUUCAGUAUAUUCGCAAGAUUCACUAUUUUGGAAGAGCGAUCAAAGAUGCUCGUUACGCUCUGGUAAACGUCGGCGGUAGAAUGGUUCAUGUCCCGGACCUGAUGCGUUAUGCAUCAGUUUUACAACAGAAAUAUGGCCAGAAAAAGCAAGGACGACAAAGUCGAUUGAAAGGCGCUUAUACGCCAGAUGAUUUACCGCUGAUCCGAUACAUCGAUUAUGGCUCGUUCGCCAGCGACGAUAGCCGCUUGCAUUUCUUUGCUAAUGUUUUCAACAAGCCCACUGAACCGAGCGCUGUCUGA
This is a messenger RNA of Gongylonema pulchrum, 570 nucleotides long. Lineage: Eukaryota; Metazoa; Nematoda; Chromadorea; Rhabditida; Gongylonematidae. The record is from the annotation of a GenBank genome assembly.